GGGAAACAGCGUCAAGCUCAUGUAGUUUUCCAUACAAAACCCCAGUGACAGUUGCAUUUUUUAGUGCUUUUGUGAAAUUUUAUCAUUGAAAAUAUCCUCUAAAAACCCACAUAGUUCUUUCUAAUUGUGCCACUAAAAGAUUCUUUUGAAGUUCCGACUAAAUUUAGCUACACAAUGUCUGGACGAUUUUUCCAAAUGGGACCCCAAACUCACGCCAUCCCCAUGGAGAUGUACCGUGAAAAUCGCGAACGUGUGACUAAGGCCUUGAAAGUGGCCAUGCCGACCAUUAAAGAGGGUUCCCUGGUACUGCUUCAGGGAGGCCAAGAUAAAAGUCUCUAUGACACCGAUGUUGACUACGUGUUUCGUCAGGAAUCAUAUUUCACGUACCUUUUUGGCGUCACUGAACCUGGAUGUUAUGGUUGCGUGGAUGUCUUCUCGUGUCGAAGUUUACUCUUUGUACCACGCCUCCCGGAGGAAUAUGCCGUCUGGAUGGGGAGACUAUUUACCAAGGAAGACUUUAAGGUCAAGUACCAAGUUGAUGAAGUUCACUAUGUUGAUGAGAUAAACAGCGUGAUUGCGUCAAGAAAUCCGCCUGUUAUUUACGUUUUGAAAGGAAAAAAUUCUGAUAGUGGACUGAUUGCUCAACAAGCGCAUUUCGAUGGAAUCGAUAAGUUUACUGUAGAUACGGAUGCUCUUUUCCCAGUCAUUGCUGAAUGUCGUGUCAUUAAAUCCGCUAAGGAAAUCGAGGUCCUGCGCUAUGUUUGCCAGGUAUCUUCUGAUGCUCACAAGAAAGUCAUGAAAUAUGUCAAGGCUGGGGUUUCUGAGUAUGAAGCCGAAGCGGUGUUUUUGGAGCAUUCCUAUCGCGUAGGUGGAUGCCGUCAUGUAUCCUACACCUGCAUCUGCGGUACAGGAGAAAAUGCUGCAAUUUUGCAUUACGGUCAUGCGGCAGCUCCCAAUGAUAAGAUCCUCAAGGAUGGGGAUAUGUGCCUCUUUGACAUGGGGGCCAAUUAUGGGGGUUAUGCUGCUGACAUCACGUGCUCUUUCCCAGCCAAUGGUCGAUUCACAGCUGACCAGAAAAUAAUCUACGAAGCUGUUCUGGCGGCAAGGAAUGCUGUUCUGGAAGCAGCACGUCCUGGUGUUUCUUGGGUGCAGAUGCAUCGUUUGGCCAAUAGAACCAUGCUGCAGAAACUUAAAGAUGGGGGACUUCUGAAAGGAAAUGUCGAUGAAAUGAUGGCUGCGGGCAUCAAUGGUGUUUUCCAGCCUCAUGGCUUGGGACAUCUCAUUGGUCUGGAUGUUCAUGAUGUUGGAGGAUAUUUGGAGCACUGUCCUCCACGUCCUACUGAGCCAGGCUUCAAGAGUCUUCGCUUUGCUAGGCCACUGGCAGCAGGGAUGUACGUAACAGUCGAGCCAGGGUGCUACUUCAUUGACAUUCUCCUGGAUCGUGCCCUCAAGGAUCCUCAGCAAAAUCGUUUUCUUGUACCAGAAGUUGUUGCCAGAUUCCGUGGAUUUGGAGGUGUCCGGAUUGAAGAUGAUGUACUAAUCACUGAAAAUGGCUGCGAAAAUUUCACAAAAGUGCCUAGAACUGUUGCUGAAAUUGAAGCGUGGAUGUCUUCCAAGUAAACCCCAGGACAACAUUUAUUCUCCAGAGUGAAAAAAUGAUGCAAAUAUUCUAUUCUUUUAAAUAAAUGAAUUUGGUGAAUUUGUGCUGAGAAAA
Phlebotomus papatasi is the source of this 1714-nucleotide messenger RNA. RefSeq names its product xaa-Pro dipeptidase (gene Dip-C). The record is from RefSeq and is a predicted model, not a curated record. Bases 175 to 1620 code for a protein of 481 amino acids. NCBI's taxonomy places the organism in Eukaryota, Metazoa, Arthropoda, Insecta, Diptera, Psychodidae. Gene Ontology annotation, molecular function: metalloaminopeptidase activity; manganese ion binding. The transcript is spliced from 10 exons.